Platichthys flesus (European flounder) is the source of this 2494-nucleotide messenger RNA. RefSeq names its product lecithin-cholesterol acyltransferase (gene lcat). The record is from RefSeq and is a predicted model, not a curated record. Gene Ontology annotation, molecular function: phosphatidylcholine-sterol O-acyltransferase activity. Lineage: Eukaryota; Metazoa; Chordata; Actinopteri; Pleuronectiformes; Pleuronectidae. Bases 208 to 1512 code for a protein of 434 amino acids. The transcript has 7 exons. Gene Ontology annotation, biological process: lipid metabolic process.
GCAACAGUUUCACGCAGGUCAAACAUGCUGUGACUCUCUCUGACCCGGAGCUGAUACAGUUCUACAGAGGACCAGGUGAUAAAGGUCUGAUCUUCCUCCUCCUCCUCCUCCUCCUCCUCCUCCUCCUCCUCCUCCUCCUCCUCGUCCUCCUCUUCCUCGUCCUUCAGACCGCUCCUGUCAUUCAUUCAGUGGCUGGUGGAAGGAAUCAUGGUCUCCUCUGUGCACCUCUGCUCGGGGCUGCUGGUUGUGAUCCUGCUGGUCCUUCAUCACUCCUCAGGGUUCUGGAUUGUAAAUGUUGUGUUCCCUCCCAACACCAAAACCAGAGUCCUGAGCAACAGCACUCCGCCACUCAUCAUCGUACCAGGGAACUUGGGGAACCGUCUGGAGGCCAAGUUAAACAAACCCACGCUGGUCAGCUGGAUGUGCUACAAGAAAACUGAACACUGGUUCCCCCUGUGGAUCGACCUCAACAUGUUCAUGCCGAUAGGUAUAGACUGCUGGAUUGAUAACAUUAGACUUGUUUACAACAGGACGACCCGGCGGUCAUCUAACUCACCGGGGGUGCAGGUGCGAGUCCCAGGAUUUGGGCAGACGUAUCCCCUCGAGUAUCUUGACUAUAACAAACUGGCCGGUUAUUUUUUCAGUAUGGUUCAACAUCUGGUCGAUGUGGGCUACACACGAAAUGAGACCAUCCGAGGAGCACCGUACGACUGGAGACUAGCUCCUAAUGAGAAUGAAGAGUAUCUCGCGAAGCUGAAGGACCUGGUGGAGGAGAUGUACGAUCAGAACCAGCAUCCUGUUUACCUGCUGGGACACAGCAUGGGCUCCCACUACGUCCUCUACUUCCUCAACCAGCAGCCGCAGGCCUGGAAGGACAAGUUCAUCAGGGGCUUCAUCUCCCUGGGAGCUCCAUGGGGGGGCGCUGUUAAACCACUCAGGGUCAUGGCAUCAGGAGAGAACGACGGCAUCCCGAUGAUUUCCAACAUCAAGAUCCGUGAGGAGCAGAGGAUGACGACAACGAAUCCCUGGAUGCUGCCGUCUGACAAAGCCUGGCCCAAGGACCACGUGUUCAUCUCCACGCCGACCUUCAACUACACCAACCAGGACUAUCACCAACUCUUCAAGGACAUCGGCUUUGAGGAUGGCUGGUACAUGUGGGAGGACACCAAGAACCUGACGAGCGAUCUCAUCCCACCUGGUGUGGAGACGUGGUGUAUGUACGGCGUAGGGCUUCCCACUCCGAUAACGUACAUUUACGAUGAGAAUUUUCCCAACGUAGACCCAGUGGACUUUGUUUACGCCGAUGGGGACGACACGGUGGACAGCUUCAGCAUGAGCCUGUGCAAGCGUUGGUCAGGGCAGCAGGAGAAGCCCGUCCACGUGACGGAGUACAGAGGCUUGACCCACCUGGAUAUUGUGGUCCACGAAAAGGUGAUCAACCAAAUCCAGGACAUCCUGGAGGGCAAAUCAGACACACCUGAAGAAGUGGAUGUCCGAUUUGGAACUGAGUAGCAAAUACAAAUGAAACCUGACACAUCCACACACACUGUAGCUCCCACAUGUUUACCCCCCCCCCCCCUCCCCCCACGUCAUAGUUCAAGUUAGUGCAACAAACUAAUCUGGACUUGUAACUUGUCCCUGACCCCCCCAGCAGAUAACUGUGAACCCCUUAUCUAAGCUGUAUGCUUAGUUCAACUGUUUAUUUAUGUUCCAUAGUCUAUUUUGUUGUGACUCACCCACACAGUCUGUUGUCCAGCCUUAUAUCUUGUGGCGGUCAUGGUCAGAUAUACAUUGUUAAACAUCAUUAUAGUUACAAAUAUAGAAAUAAGUUUUUUUUAAAUGAUGCUUUCUUUCUUUCUUUCUUUCUGUUUUUGUAACUGUAUUAUUAACAUACAACUCUAAAAUAAAUACAUAACCAUGAUUUGUUUACUUUUGAUAGAUGGUGAGUUCAUCAUCGCUUCCUUGUUAUGUACAAAUACACACACAAAUACACAAACAUAAGGGUAAGGCCUAUAUGACGUGCAGUGUGGUUGUGUGGAGGUGCCUGAGGGCAAGAAGGUUCCUGGAUUCAAUUCAUGGUUCCGUGUGCAUGUUUCUUCAUCUCUGUGUUCACAGUAGCAAAUAAAUGUUAAAUAAAUAGCUUGCCACACGCACGCACAUACACACACACACACACACACACACACACACACACACACACACACACACACAGAGCAAGGGACAAAUCAAAUUGAUUAUAAAUGCUCUCUAUUGUUCAUAAGAUUGACAAAGAAGGAGGAAAAAUACAUUACUGUGUAUGACAUCAUUGCAAUAUUUUGGUUAUGAUUUAUAUGUUUAAGUUGUAUGUAAAAAAACAAUGAAAAGGUGAUCAUCAAAUCCUGUUGCUGGUGUGGCAACUGAAACCAGUGUGUAAAACUAUAAAUAAUUUUAUCGUAAAAGUAAAAUGUUGCUUUGUAAAAAUGUUAAAAUAAAAGAUAUAUGGUACCAAAGGUAA